CCGCGGCUCGCUCCCUCUGUUACCCCGGCGCCCAGGACCCCCGACGCCCCUGUCUCCUCUGCUCGCCGGGUCCGCCCAUGGGCCCCGCCGCUCGCCCCGCGCUGAGGUCGCCUCCACCGCCUUCUCCGCCGCCGCUGUCGCCGCUACUGCUGCUGCUGCCCCUGCUGCCGCUCUGGCUGGGCCUGGCGGGCCCCGGGGCCGCGGCUGACGGUAGCGACCCCGCGGCCAGGGCGGGGCGGGGCGGGGCCCGCGCCGUGCGGGUGGACGUGCGGCUUCCGCGGCAGGACGCUCUGGUGCUGGAGGGCGUCAGGAUCGGCCCCGAGGCCGACCCGGCGCCCCCGCUGGGCGGCCGCCUGCUGCUGAUGGACAUCGUGGAUGCUGAGCAGGAGGUGCCUGUAGAAGGCUGGAUUGCAGUGGCAUACGUGGGCGAGGAGCAGGCGGCCCAGAUCCGUCAGGAGAGUCAGGGCAGCGGCCCGCAGGCCUAUCCCAAGGCCCUGGUGCAGCAGAUGCGACGGGCGCUCUUCCUGGGAGCCUCUGCCCUGCUUCUCCUCAUCUUGAACCACAACGUGGUCCGAGAGCUAGACAUAUCCCAGCUUCUGCUCAGGCCAGUGAUUGUCCUUCAUUAUUCUUCCAAUGUCACCAAGCUGUUGGAGGCACUGCUGCAGAGGACCCAGGCCACGGCUGAGAUCACCAGCGGAGAGUCCCUGUCGGCCAACAUCGAGUGGAAGCUGACCCUAUGGACCACCUGUGGCCUCUCCAAGCAUGGCUACGGAGGAUGGCAGGACUUGGUGUGCCUGGGAGGCAGUCGGGCCCAGGAGCAGAAGCCGCUGCAGCAGCUGUGGAAUGCCAUCUUGCUGGUGGCCAUGCUCCUGUGCACAGGCCUCGUGGUCCAGGCCCAGCGGCAGGCGUCGCGGCAGAGCCGGCGGGAGCCUGGAGGCCAGGUGGACAUGCUCAAGCGCCGCGUGGUGCGCAGACUGGCGUCCCUCAAGACCCGGCGCUGCCGGCUGGGCAGGGCGCCACAGGGCCCCCUGGAGCCUGGCGCUGAGACUUGCGCCGUGUGUCUGGACUACUUCUGCAACAAGCAGUGGAUCCGGGUGCUGCCCUGUAAGCAUGAGUUUCACCGAGACUGCGUGGACCCCUGGCUGAUGCUCCAGCAGACCUGCCCGCUGUGCAAAUUCAACGUCCUGGGGAACCGCUACUCAGAUGAUUAGCUGCCCCAGCUGGGUCUCUGCAUGUGGGGAAGGGACCCCCUCCCGCCUGCACCCUGGCUCUUGGCCUGGGCUCCUGGAACAGGACAGCAAGCCCUGUGGGUGGGAGGAAGGAUAGGGGCCCUCCCCUGCUGAGAGGCAAGGCGCCCUACCACAUCCACAUUGGGAAGGAGGGCCACAGGCCCCAGGCCGAGGAUGCAGGGCCUGGACUUGCCAGGAAGAGAGGCCGCAUUGGGGGCCUUCUCUGCCAUCCUGGGGUGUCCGUGUCUGCCUUCUUGCAGGCAGCUCCUGGGACCCUGGGCAGGGGUCUGGGGAGAGGGUGUGGAGCAGUGCAGCUGUUCUCAGGGCUCCGGGAGCUCUCCAGCCUGCUUGUCAGGGCAUCCCUGGGGGCUGAGGCUGCAGUGGUCGGGUUUUGUGCUUAUUUAUUGGGGGGGUGAGUUGGGGGAGGAGCCAUCUGGCCUUGGGGGCACCUUAGCCUGACCACCUUUCAGGACCCAUCUUGGUCAAGGCUGUGAUGUUAAACCCAGAGGCCCCUCCACUCUCUGCUGCCCUUGGUCCUUGGACACUGGGAGCCGCAGGUUCCACUGCCUGACCGGCCGGGCUCCCUCCCCGGGCCUGGCUGGGACCAGAGGCCUUAGAAACCAUCCAGUCCUGUGCUGCUCAGCAGGGCUACGGGUUGCUGACCAGGAUACUUGAAGCCACAGGAUAAAUGUGGGGCAUCUUCCAGAGGCAUCCAUUUUUUUAGAAGAUAGGGGAGGUUUAAUAUUAAAAUAAACAUGUAUAUAUUUUAACAUAAGAAGUAAAAUUUGUGUGGAUGUUUUAAGAUUAAAAAAACAAGUCGCCUUGAGUUCUACUGCCUGCAGGAGGUGGAUUCUCAGAUGGCUCCCAAGAUGCCCCCAGCCCCCAUGCUCGUGCCUUGCAGAAUCCUGGAACUGUGACUCGGAAGGCUUUCACUUCCCUGAUUAGGUUAUGUUAAAUGGCACAGCUGACCUUAAGACAGGGAAGGUAUCCAAGUGGGCCUAACCUAACCAGGUGAGAAAUUCUCUGUUGCUGACUUGAAGAUGGAGGGGACCACGUGGCAAGGAAGGCAGACAGCCUCUAAGAGCUAAGAUUGGCCCCUGCUGACAGCCGCCAGCAAGGAAAUGGCCCCCAGUCCUAUAGCUGCAAGAAUCGGAAUUCUGCCAACAAUCAGAAUGAUCCUGGACUCUUCCCCAGAGCCAUCAGAAAGGGACGUGACCUGGCAGAUACUUUGAUUUCAGCCUUCUAAGACCCUGAGCAGAGAACCCAGCCAUACAAGGCCUGGACAUCUGACCUACAGAACAGCGAGUUAAUAAAUGGAUGCAGAGAAGAGCUGAGCUGUGACGGGUCCUCCCCCUGCACUUGGCCCAGGCCUCCUGCCUCGGAGCCCCCGCACAGAGAACUAGCUGUCA
Molecule: messenger RNA, 2638 nt
Organism: Diceros bicornis minor
Lineage: Eukaryota; Metazoa; Chordata; Mammalia; Perissodactyla; Rhinocerotidae
Gene: RNF215
Product: ring finger protein 215
Exons: 9
Coding region: 78-1211 (377 amino acids)
Biological process (GO): negative regulation of canonical Wnt signaling pathway; ubiquitin-dependent protein catabolic process; Wnt receptor catabolic process
Molecular function (GO): frizzled binding; ubiquitin protein ligase activity
Source: RefSeq, a predicted model, not a curated record